UUAAUAGAUAGUAUAUUAUUUCAUUAUUAAUCAAUAGCCUAGACUGAAUGUUCUUCUAAUAAAGUCUUUUUUGAUAAAUACAGUGCAGAAUGUAAUUGUGGAAUACGAAAUAAUUACUAACCUAAUCUUUUAUAUAUUUUCUGGAAGAUAACGUGAUAUUUGUGCCAGCCUGCCACCAUGGAAAAUACUUUGAUACAAAAUAAAGUAAAACUCUUGUUUGAAAAGAUCUCCGAUCCAAAAUAUGUUAUGAAUAAUUAUUAUGCUGAUCAUUUCUUUACCAAAAUUAGAUGCGCAGAUCCCGAGGUAUCCUACCUAAGAUCAUGGCCUCUACUACCGGAUCUAAUAAUAGAAGCUCUAAACCAUUCAGGCCAUUAUCACAACACUGUAAAGGUAUUUCUCAUUAGGAUUUUAGGUGUAGUAGCACAAGGGGAAGUGAACUUUGCUAAGAUUUUCCCAAAGAAAGGAGAUGAAAUUGCAAAAGCAUUCAGUGAAAUUAACUCACAUAACAUGGACUCAAGCUUGAGAGUUGCAUACUUAGAAGUAGCACUUGCUUUAGUAAACCACAAUUCUGGUGUAUUCUGGUUGUUAGAAAGUGGAGCUUGGAGGGAAAUACUCAGGCUUUGCAAUGAAAAAAGAACUGUGUUUGUGGUUCGUCAAACUUAUAAAUUUGCUUCAUCAUUUAUCUGGAAAUUAAAUGAUAUAGGUGACGAAGCCAAUGUCAAACUCGUCUUACUAUAUGUUAUCAGUCCAAUGACAGAGAUAGACUUGAUAAGAAUUGACUCGAUGACCAGCGAAGAGGAGGAUUCCCACUGCAAAACAUUUGAACCAAUGCUUCAAAUAUUAUUAGCUGUUGUAAGCAAUGAACAGCAAAUAAAAACAAGUAAUAUUGUAAUAGAAUUCAUGCUUAAAGAUGCCAAAGUGCUAACAUAUUUCUACAUCAUGUUGGAUAGGUUACGUAGGGAAGAUGUCUCUCUGCUCAUUACCAAAUGUCUUUUCUGGAUGUCAAUUGGCAAAAUAUUUCUCUCAAAACCAGUAGUGGCUACUGUUAAAUAUGAUCGCGAUGAUUUUAUAGAACUAGCUGUAACCUACUUCAACACUGUACACCAUUUUAUAAAGCGACGAUGUGCAACAACGAUAUUUGAUUAUUGCAAUGCAUGUAAUUUGAUAUGGGCCCUCGUUUGGAAGAGCAAUAAACCGGUGAUAUGGGAACGUGAUGGUAGAAAAGUGGAAUUACAUAAACAACUUUUAGUUAUUUGUCUAGUCCCUUCACUUGUGUACAUAACCUUAGGUCAGAAUACGAGCGUAACAUCACCUGACAGAGUCAACGAUUAUAUUUUUAAAGUAAUGAAUACUACCUGCGAGCAUACAGCGCGUACAGCUUACGCUUUGAGAGAUCUAAUGCUCCAGUUAGAUACACAAUCAGUAACAUUGCAGAGUGUAAAAAGAUUAACCUGUCUAAAGAAUCAUUUGAAUGAUGACCAAGCUAAUCUGGUCUUUCAAGCUCUUUUCUAUGUUCUUAAAGAAUACGAUCCUCUAGAUGAAAAUGGAGAUAUGAAAGCAGAACCAAGCUACGAUGAUGAUCAAGAGAAGGUGCUUGUAAUGACUUAUGUAUUAGACACAUUGCUGUCCCUUGUCAAGAAUUACAAUAUAAACUGGCAGGAAAGUCUUGAAGUCAUAUGCUUACACACAGUUGUAUAUAAUAUUUUGAAAAGGACCAAUCUUUCCUGCAAGUUUGUAGUAACAGCAUUGAACGUUAUAAGUAUAACAGUGAAGAAAUUCCUUCCACCAAAUCUUUCUCUAUUAAUGGAAUCAAAACCUGGAUCUACAAUGCACGAAUUAGGAAAACUUAUUUACAUAAAGAUGCACGAUUUGAACUGGGAGGUACGUGAUUCUGCGCUUGAGCUGCUUUAUGUUGUCACUGACAUCUCAUUUAUAAAAUUUCCGCCAUUUCAAAAGCAGAUACUAUCAAACAAACUAAUAAACAUGGCAACUACAAUGGCUUUGAACGACCACGAAUUCUACGUGCGGGCUUCUGCUUUACGCUGUAUUGGGGCGGCGAGUAAAAUGAGUCCACUCUGGGAACAAUUGAAAAUAGAUUACCCUAACAUACAGGAACUGCUUCUAACAAUUCUCGCGAACAAUCCGGAAGGCAUCGUUCGCAAAGAAGCAUGCAACGUGCUAUGCGAUGUGUACCAAAACGUUAAAAUGACGCCUAACUUCCGAGCAAUAAUCUACGAUCAUAUGGUGUGCGCCGCACUCAGUGACUUCCACUGGGAGGUUCAAAUAACCGCACUCAAGUUCUGGAAAAUUGUGAUCCAAUCAUUCCUCAAUGACCAAGGGAUGUUAGAUGGCACUUUCCCCCCCGUUACAUUCUCGAGAGAAACACGAAAAAUUGUCACACUGAACGACAAAGAAAUUCAAAGAAGAUUGUCAAGGAUUCUCGACGAACUUUCUUCUAUAGGAUGUCUCACUGUUUUAGUUAAACUUUUGCAUGAAGACACUGAAGUCGAUAUCAUGGAUGCAGCUCUAUCACUCUCAAUGGAAUUACUAGAUACCCUUGAUAAAUACAAAGUUCCAGAAAAUUUGAAGCCUAAUGAAAAUGAUCCCAAAUCAGUAGAUGAAUUAUUAAAACAAAUCAAACUUGAUAACUAUGUUCCUUCUAAUGGGGAUAUUGAUGAAGCAGAGAACUUAGCUAAAUCAGAUAAUGUUAUCGAAGGCAUCUUGAAAGCAGAUGACAUCAAUUUAUUGGCAAGCAUAUAUGAAAGGCAUAUGAGCUUGGACACAGAUGAAACUGAGACUAAAAAUAAGAUUAAACUCCUAAAAUUCGUAACGCCAUAUCUAUUUGUUACAUUCCUUAAAACUAACGAUUUAAAACAGAUUAUAGAACAGAAGAAAAAUUGGAAAGAUGGCAUCAAAAGUCUGUCCUCUUUAUUGGAUGAUGUUUUGGGUAUUUAUGAAGUGAAUGAUGAAGUCAAUGAUUUAGAUUGUUAUUGAGAUUAUUUACGAUAAGCUUGUUACUUAAUUUAAGAUGGGAUAUCUAAUAUUAUAUUAUCAUAAAAUGAUA
This is a messenger RNA of Pararge aegeria (speckled wood butterfly), 3064 nucleotides long. RefSeq lists its product as uncharacterized. Gene Ontology annotation, cellular component: nucleus. The transcript is spliced from 5 exons. Gene Ontology annotation, biological process: DNA damage response; cell population proliferation; positive regulation of protein phosphorylation. The record is from RefSeq and is a predicted model, not a curated record. Lineage: Eukaryota; Metazoa; Arthropoda; Insecta; Lepidoptera; Nymphalidae. Bases 178 to 2994 code for a protein of 938 amino acids.